GCUUAUUUCCCUCUAGCACCCAGCAGUAGCACAGUAUCCAUGAGCCACAUAUAGCACUUCAGCCACUUUGGCAUCCUUCCUGGACUUACAGAGACUGAAUCCACUGCUUUACUUGCUUUAUAGGCAAUGGUUAUCCACAGUGUGCUGCUGCUGCUGCUGCUGCUGCUUUGACUGUACUUCAGCGUAGAGCGACACUUAUUCGUCCGAUUUUUUUCCCCUGCAAAAAUCGCCUCUGCUUCUUCGUCUUUUUUUAUUUUUUUCUUUCUUUCUCGUGUGUGUUGUUUGUUUGUUUGUUUCAAAACAGCGGAUUGUCCGACAAAAAAGGCUGGUGCGGCAACUUUUUUCCCUGCAUAUUUUCCCCCCUUACCCGAAUAUGUCGUUGACCAACACAAAGACGGGCUUUUCUGUAAAGGACAUUUUGGACCUUCCUGACACAAAUGACGAAGAAGGAUCUAUCACCGGAGCGGAGGAAGACACGGAGGGAUCGGAGACCACGUCCACGACGAAAAACACUGGAGUUUUGGUGCAAAGUCCUCUAGAAAACGUUCAAAAUCUGCCUUUAAAGAACCCCUUUUAUGACAGUAGUGACAAUCCUUACACACGAUGGCUUGCUACUACGGACAGUAUUCAAUAUUCAUUGUUUCUCCCGUUUCUUGCCGCAGUGCACGGUCUCUCCGCCAGCUCUCAGGACUCCGCCAAGUCCCCGGAGCCGUCCGCGGACGACGAAUCGCCGGACAACGACAAGGAAACUUCCAGCAGCGGCGGCAGCGACUCCGGCAAGAAGCGGAAAAGGAGGGUGUUGUUUUCCAAGGCACAGACCUACGAGCUGGAGCGCCGCUUCAGGCAGCAGAGGUACCUGUCCGCCCCGGAGAGGGAGCACCUGGCCAGCUUGAUCCGCCUCACCCCGACCCAGGUGAAGAUCUGGUUCCAGAACCACCGGUAUAAGAUGAAGAGAGCCCGGGCCGAGAAAGGACUUGAAUUGUCUUGUAUAAAACCCACAGUCCGCUGCAGUCAGGUGGGCUGGAUGGGGGACAGCGCCAGCAAUCAGGUUCCCAGAGUUGAGUGUUUAUGCCUUUCACUUAAUGGAUUGUCUCACCUUCUUCAGAGGAUGAACAUGAGGUGCUUGAGAUGCCAGCACUGCAAAUGGAUCCUGGGGCUUUGAGCCCGAUAACGACCAGCCAUCAUCUGUUUCAGACAUGCUUCAAUCAGCAUGCGUGAUGAUCAAAGAGCAGCAAUGUGGCAGCAAUGUGUUUUACCAAUUCAAAUAGUCUAAUUAACUUCCAAUUUAAAGAGGAUGUAAAAUAUGUGUAGCAAGUUGUUGCCUAUCAUGUGUUUGUGCACUUGUACAUUGUGGUGAAUUUCUAAUGUGUUGCCGAAGAUAUCUGCACUGGAUAGAAAGUGAAUAAAUAAAAGUUUCUCCAUGAUAUCCCCCAUUGUGAACUUUUCUGAAUAGGUGCAGUAUUUCACUAACACUGGCUUCAUUGUGUCAUGUAUCACAUUCAGUAAUAAUGCUCUUUAUGAUACAUGAGACUGAAGCAAUAACCUUCAACUUAUUUAUGCCUGGUGGACACAUAUCUUGCACUGAUUAUGUUUACAUCCACACAAAAGCGACACAGCAGCACAAACAACCAGAGGGGGAUCUUUGGCACGUGCAUGUCUGUUACCUGUAAAACGCACAUGCUCUAGGAGUAAUGUGCCACGACAAACAUCACUCUUAAACUACUUUAAUGAAAUGCAUAUCAGUUUAAAUCUACUAUUAUUCAUACUAAUAUUCAUUGACUUUCAUAUCUUGACUCUCGUAUCCCGGCUUGCAGUACGUGGGAGUCAGUUAGUCAGCUUCAUCCACAGUCAGGUCAAAAUUCAGCUCUGAGCUUUUUCAUGUCACGUACAUCAAAGCUCUGUUUUGUUGUCUCCAGUCACGAUACACUAAUUUUACACAAAAUCUUUUUUUUUUUAAACAACACACCAGCCUCACUCAGUCUCCAGGCCCCUCAGAUCCUCCUCUCCAGUCCUUUUCCCCCAGUUUAAAUCCCACAGAGUGGUCGAGUAUUUUCUAUUGCUAUCCAGACUGUCAAAAUGUUUAUUCUGAGCAUUCAGGACUUCCCAUGCUAUUACCGAUGUUACAUUCCAUCUUAAAACCAACUAUUUCCCUUUUCAGUCUACACGAAUGUAAAUGUAAAUACAGGAUUUGUGUGUUUAUGUACCUUUUGCUUCAUUUAUUUUAUUUAUUCAUUUAUAUAUUGAUUUAUUUGAUGUAUUAAAGGUUGUUUUGAAUGAUUAUUGUUAUGUAAUUAAAUGCUUUUUCAAAAAAAUUAUCUGUACAGCAU
This is a messenger RNA of Amphiprion ocellaris (clown anemonefish), 2327 nucleotides long. RefSeq names its product NK2 homeobox 2a (gene nkx2.2a). The transcript has 3 exons. Gene Ontology annotation, cellular component: nucleus. Gene Ontology annotation, biological process: cell differentiation; regulation of transcription by RNA polymerase II. Lineage: Eukaryota; Metazoa; Chordata; Actinopteri; Pomacentridae. The coding region runs from base 374 to 1162 and encodes 262 amino acids. The record is from RefSeq and is a predicted model, not a curated record. Gene Ontology annotation, molecular function: DNA-binding transcription factor activity, RNA polymerase II-specific; RNA polymerase II cis-regulatory region sequence-specific DNA binding.